Dermochelys coriacea (leatherback sea turtle) is the source of this 2032-nucleotide messenger RNA. It is a transcript of the gene BEST4, whose product is annotated as bestrophin 4. The coding region runs from base 524 to 2032 and encodes 502 amino acids. The transcript has 10 exons. Lineage: Eukaryota; Metazoa; Chordata; Testudines; Dermochelyidae. Gene Ontology annotation, molecular function: chloride channel activity. The record is from RefSeq and is a predicted model, not a curated record.
UCGCCAUCCCACGGGGCAGCGCUUCAUGUGUGGAAAUUACCCAGCGGUCCCUGCUCCUGGCAGCACUGCCCGGCACUACUGGGGAGGUUGAGCAGGAAUCCCGGGUUGCAUCUGUGUAUGGAUCUCUCCUGAAUCUCUGCUGCACUGGGAGUUAGCAGGCAAUCCCCAUUUGAUGUCAUGGCCAUGUGCCAUGUGCCAGGCAGGCCUGCGUGAGGACAGCAGGACGAUCUGGGAGCGUUGCGAGUCAGAGUGCAGACUAUAUCUCACCAGAGGGGCUCAGUUAAAUUCAAGACACCACUCGACAGUCAGAAGAGGCAUGGCUGAUGUGACCCUCCCUGCAAGUUCCCUGUUCUCUGCCUGGCGCUAACCCUCAAUCCAUCACCCUGAGGAAUGUGGUUUAUGAGCCAUGGGGAGGUAUUUAAAGGGAGAACGUAAAGGCUCUGUCGCUGCCUGAACGCUGGUGGGAUAAAAAGGGACAGGCUGGACUCCUGGUGCAGCCCGGAGAGGGCGGAGGCAGGCAGCCAUGACAGUCUCCUACACACUGAAGGUGGCCAAUGCCCAGUUCGGAGGCUUCUCCAAGCUGCUGUUCAGGUGGAAGGGGAGCAUCUACAAACUGCUCUACAAGGAGUUCCUUGUCUUUGUCAUGCUGUACACAAUGCUGAGCAUCACCUACCGGCGGCUGCUGACUGAAGAGCAGAAGCGUGUCUAUGUGAAAGUGGCUCAAUACUGCAACCGCUCCACGGACCUCAUCCCCAUGUCCUUUGUCCUGGGUUUUUAUGUCACGCUGAUCGUGAACCGGUGGUGGGCCCAGUACACCAGCAUCCCACUGCCUGACCAACUGAUGUGCGUCAUCUCCAGCACCGUCCAUGGUAAGGAUGAAAAGGGGAGGAUCCUGCGGCGCUCACUCAUCCGUUACGCCAACUUGUCCUCCGUGCUCAUCCUGCGCUCUGUCAGCACCAGGGUGCUCAAGAGGUUUCCAACCAUGGACCAUUUGGUAGAUGCAGGCUUCAUGACACAGGAAGAGCGCAAGAAGUUUGAGAGCCUCCACUCGGACUUUAACAAGUACUGGAUCCCCUGCGUGUGGUUUACCAACCUGGCUGCCCAGGCGAGGCGAGAUGGGCGGGUCAGGGAUGACGUGGCCCUCCGCUUACUCAUAGAUGAACUGAAUCUGUACCGUGCCAAAUGCAGCAUGCUGUUCCAUUACGACUGGAUCAGCAUCCCACUGGUGUACACACAGGUAGUCACCAUCGCUGUCUAUUCCUUCUUCGCCUUCUGUGUGAUUGGGCGGCAGUUUCUGGAGCCCCUGGACCCAGAGCAGGAUCAGGACCGGGAUCUGGAUCUGUACGUCCCUCUGACCACCCUCCUGCAGUUCUUCUUCUAUGCCGGCUGGCUGAAGGUAGCAGAACAGAUCAUUAACCCAUUUGGAGAGGACGACGAUGACUUUGAAACUAACAAGCUGAUCGACAGGAACUUGCAGGUGUCACUGCUCUCCGUGGAUGACAUGUACCAGAACCUGCCUCUAACAGGGAAAGACAAAUACUGGAAUGAAUCCACAGCUCAGCCGCCUUACACCAUCGCCACGGCUGCAGAGACCUUGAAGCCCUCCUUCCUGGGCUCCACCUUUGAUAUGCGGAUGAGUGACGACCCAGAGCAGAGCCAGCCAGUGGAGGCCUCACCCAGCCUGCCCCGCAUGCACACGCCCUUGCUCAACCGCUUCCUGACCACAGCCGCCUCCCCCGCUGUCAGCCUGAAGAAUUUUGGGAGGAGCAACCGGGCCCACCACCUUUUGCGCCUGAGGGGCGAGGGCGGCUUCCCCUCUCCCAACCCCCGCCACAGCGAGGACCCCGAAUCAGUGGGCCGCAUCGAGGAAGAAGAGACGGAAGAUGAGGCCAGCGAGCCCCCCACACCUGGCACCCGCCUCAAGGUACCCAGCCAGCUGGAAGCCUCACAGGGGCCGCAGAGGGAGAACCCCCAGAUCCAAGUGAGGCAGCCCUCUGACGAGAGCAUCAACAUUGACCAGUCAGCUGCCUAG